AGAGCCUGCGCCGGCUCCCCUCACAGGAGCCGCUUCCCUCACCCAGUAUUUAAAGGGGAGGCGCCGGGAGGGAGCGGGGUCUUGCGUUGAACCGUCCCGUGGUCCUAAGAACUACCGCUCCCGGCGUGCGGUGCGGCGGCCGCUGCCACCGCCCCCCAAUCCCGACUCCCGCCGACCAGGACGCGGGGGGCGGGCUUGGCUCGGGGCGGCGGGCGGUGUCGGGGAGCGGAGCGGGACAUGGCCGAGGCGGGGCCGCUGCCGCCCGCCGCCGUACCCGCGGGUUCGCCCGGCGCAGGGGCCCGGAGGACAGGCGGCGGGAGCGAGGGGUCGGGGCCGCCGGAGCUGCCGGCCGGAGACAGGCGGGAGCUGCUGGAGGAGGUGGAGAUGCAGAUCGGCGAUGCCGCCUUCUCGCUGGCGAAGAUCCUGGAGGCGACGUCGGCCGUGUCGGCCCAGGUGGAGGAGCUGGCCAUCAAGUGCUCGGAGAACGCCCGGUUCCUCAGAACAUGGCGGGACCUGCUGAGGGAGGGGUACGAGUCCCUGAAGCCCAGCGGCUGACCUGCCCCUGCCCGGCCGCCUCCCGCCGCGCUGAGAUGAGGGUUUUUUUUAACCGACCUUUUUAGGGAGUUCAUGUGGACUUUUGUUUUCCCUCCCCGUGAGCCCGGAGUUCUUUCAGAAAUACUUGCACGGGUAUUGUAUGUAAUUCACCGAAGAAAAUAACCUUGUUUAGGGAAUCAGUUGUGAAGUUCAGACUCUUCCGUUGCCGCUCAAGCGAUUUCAUACGUGAAAUACUCUCUUUUCUUUUGUUUUGUUUUUUUUUUUUUUUUUUUUCUUCCCACCCUCUAAUGUGGCGGAUGCAAAGUUAGUAUGUGUGGUACGUCCAGAACUCAUUACUGGUGAGGAAGUGGUGUCCUCCAAGGAGGUAUUGUUAGCCCUCCUUUUUAAGAGCUGUUACCAGCGGAAACACUGCCAACUCCAGAGAAACUUGCUGAACUAACUUCAUUUUUUCUCUAAGCACACUUUUUCCUCGUGUUGAGGAUGGGAUAAUAUGGCAAGGUGUGGCUUAUUUUUGAGCUUUAGAUAAGCCCCGUAUCCCAAACCUUGCCGCUUUUAGCAGUAAUGCAAUGUAUUUCUAUAAAGCUGCAGAUCUUUUGCAAGAUGUUUGAUAACUGCAAACAAUUUUAUGAUAUAUUUUGUUGUAAUAAAGUGCCUUAUGAUGGACCAUAUAACAACACUCUUUUUAACAGCAUUCUUUACUGAUAGGAUGGAUUGUUUUGAACUGUAAGUAAAAGUUUCCAUCAGUUAGAAAUGAAUCGGUGAAAUGUAUUAUCCCAUCUUCCGAGAGGCAUGUUAGAGCUUUUUUGGUACCUGGUCAUAUUUUAUAUCUUUGCCUUAAGCAGAUACUCAUUAGUUAGUCUAGAGCUUCCUGGUAACAGAACCUUUCGGUCUCAGAGGUCACUGAUCUGUAAUAAAUAGCUGUACUGAAGCUCCUGUACCUUUACCGGAGCAAUGUGAAAAAAGGAAUGCUGAAAUCCAAUGGGAGGUUGCAGGAGAACACGGUUGCACCAUGACCAGCUGUAUUUUUACCAGUAGAAGGACUUUUUAAAAGACAAACUGUAGUUUUCUUAUCAAAACAAUAAAGAUAAUAGAAAAAUCUGAAAUAGCAAA
Molecule: messenger RNA, 1665 nt
Organism: Phalacrocorax carbo (great cormorant)
Lineage: Eukaryota; Metazoa; Chordata; Aves; Suliformes; Phalacrocoracidae
Source: RefSeq, a predicted model, not a curated record